Molecule: messenger RNA, 1138 nt
Organism: Dendronephthya gigantea
Lineage: Eukaryota; Metazoa; Cnidaria; Anthozoa; Malacalcyonacea; Nephtheidae
Product: 40S ribosomal protein SA-like
Exons: 7
Coding region: 130-1086 (318 amino acids)
Biological process (GO): cytoplasmic translation; ribosomal small subunit assembly
Cellular component (GO): 90S preribosome; cytosolic small ribosomal subunit; ribosome
Molecular function (GO): structural constituent of ribosome
Source: RefSeq, a predicted model, not a curated record
UGCGCGUUUAUCUGGGUUCCCCGCGUGCUCGUUCAAAAAGCCACGUGAAACGUGACGGGUUCUUUUCGAUUCUCCAUUUUGGCUUGUAAACUUAGUUGUGCGUCGUAACUUAUUCUGUGCAACAUUACGAUGUCUGGAGGACCUGGUGCUGACGUUUUGCAGCUCAAAGAGGAAGAUGUUGUUAAGUUUUUGCUUUCUGGGACUCAUCUUGGCUCCAAUAAUGUGGAUUUCCAAAUGAAUUCCUACAUCUACAAAAGAAAACCAGAUGGUGUUUAUAUUUUCAAUCUUCGCAAGACCUGGGAGAAAUUGGUGAUGGCAGCACGGAUCAUUGUAGCUAUUGAGAACCCAGCGGAUGUCUGUGUUAUCUCUGCCAGACCUUACAGUCAGCGUGGUAUUCUGAAAUUCGCUUCGCACACUGGUGCCACUGCUGUCGCCGGAAGGUUCACUCCUGGUACAUUCACCAAUCAGAUUCAAGCAGCUUUUCGUGAACCUCGUCUCUUGAUUGUCAGCGAUCCCAGAAUUGAUCACCAGGCAGUCACCGAAGCAUCAUAUGUCAAUAUUCCAGUCAUUGCAUUCUGCAACACUGACUCUCCAUUGAGACAUAUUGAUGUAGCAAUUCCAUGCAACAACAAGGGUGCUCUGUCUAUUGGUCUAAUGUGGUGGAUGUUGGCUCGUGAAGUCCUGCGAAUGAGGGGAACCAUCAGCCGCGACAUACCAUGGGAUGUUAUGGUUGAUUUGUACUUUUAUCGUGAUCCAGCAGAGGCUGAGAAAGAGGAAACUGCAGCUGCGGUUGAUGAGACUCCAUUUGUUCCUGCUACAUCUCAACCAGCUCCUUCGACUGAUUGGGCAGCAGCACCCAGUGGGCAAGUGGAAACCGCUCCUGCCGAGGUGGCAGACUGGGCUGCGCUACCGGAUAACAAGGAUUGGGCUGCUGAGACUCCAGCAGGAGGAGCUACAACUGCUGGUUUUGGAGCUCCAACUUCAACAGACUGGGGAGCUGAUUCUAGUGACUGGGCAGCCAGUACAACAACAGCAGAUGCAUCUGCUGAUUGGGGUGCACCAGCUGGAGGAGAGAACUGGUCUUGAGUUAUAUUGAAAAUAAAGGCAUUGAAAGAAAUAAAAUAAGAUUGCAAAUUUG